Schistosoma rodhaini is the source of this 1456-nucleotide messenger RNA. Lineage: Eukaryota; Metazoa; Platyhelminthes; Trematoda; Strigeidida; Schistosomatidae. The record is from the annotation of a GenBank genome assembly.
CUCGUUCCUUCGGGACGGUGACCUUGGUACGUCACACAAAUUCGUUUUGUACAAUUACAAUCGGUUUGUGGUUAGAGUUUGUGAUUCAGUACAUGGAUCCUUUUCAAAAGCGAGAUAAAAUUCCACGGACACCACCUGGUCAAUCUUUUGUGGACAGGUCUUACAUCUUUGAUGGUACAACAAAUGGUGAAUGUUCUAUUUACGAUGAGUCAGGUAAUCGCAGGACUUCUGUUUUCGACACUGCUAGAAAAUACACUCUCACUUUUGAUAACUAUGGAAACACAAGCCUUCGAACUUCAUGUGACAUUGUUACACUCGAUAUUUCUUUGUCACUGAAACCAAAUAGAGUUUCUAGAAAUGGUGAUUUACAGACAAGUUCACAUAUGGUAUCUUCAAAACAGUAUGGAUUGUUCACAUCGUCACCUGUCAAUGUGUCUACUCCUCGGCUAAUUAAAUAUCUCCAGAAGGAAUGUAAUAAACAAACAGUUGCUAAUUGCACAUCUCCAGAUAAGGAAAAUAUUGCACCAUCCAAAGCAGUAUGUUCAGAGAUUGCUACGGUUAAAAAGCGUCAUGCCAAGAGGAAAUGUGAUAUUUCAUCUGAUAGUUCAGUCGUUAAUUCAUCAGUUCAAUCAAUUUUUGUCGUUCCCUCGACAGUUCGGCAACUUCGACCCAGACGCAAGGCAACUCCUAUCGUCAGUGAUCAGUCACUGUCUCAUCAGUCUGAAUCUUUAGUGAUGACGAAAAGUGUCCUAAGGAAUCCAAAUAUGAGGUCAACGAAAAGGAAAAAAACUGAUUCGUCUCAUCUGCUUGAGGUAAUAAAUUCCCCAGUAGUCACUGCUGACCCUGUAACUCCUCCAACACUUGUUCCUCGGCACAGGCGAGUACAGCCAGCCAAUACUCAAAGAAGACGACGUGCGAAUGUUAGCACUUCAUCUACUUCUUUGGAUUACAGUAAAAUGUCAACUUCUAAUUCAACUGAAAAUGACUCAAUUAUUCAUCAACCAUCUACUGUCCGAAAAAAACCAAGGGUACAGAUCGUCUAUAAUAGUGAAGACGAGCCAAUAGCUGCACGUUUACGACGACGUAACACGCGUGUGUCGUAUACAGGAACAAAAACUCCAAUGUAAAUAAUGGCGUUAUAUCACUAUACAUAUAUUCUGUACAAAGUAUUACAUUUUAACAUUGUUUAAAUUCCCUUCAAUUAUCCUUUUUCAUAUAUCCAUUUAUAAUGUAGGUAUAACUAAGUGUCUUGAAUGAAUGAUAUUACUUAUGGUGGGUUAAUUUUGUUAUGUUCAUUCCAUAUAUAUAUAUAUAUCUCAUUUCAUUCCACUCAGUUCUUCUCUUCAAUUAUUAUCUCUCUUUUCUUGAAUAUAUAUACUUUUGCAUAGAUUUGUGUAUACACUUUCUUUUUCUUCCAGUUUUACAAUAAGAUAAAAAUAUAUUAUUUUUUACAUAA